Guillardia theta CCMP2712 is the source of this 1170-nucleotide messenger RNA. RefSeq lists its product as hypothetical. The transcript has 4 exons. The coding region runs from base 1 to 1170 and encodes 389 amino acids. The record is from RefSeq and is a predicted model, not a curated record. Lineage: Eukaryota; Cryptophyceae; Pyrenomonadales; Geminigeraceae.
AUGCGAUCGUUCCAGGCAGAUCGUAUACAUGAGGCUAACUCAUUCCCUUCAAUCCGCCUGGGAUCGUUUCCCUCGCUCAAUAUCAUCAAGUCUAGAACAGCUGCGAGGUUCGAUCAACAUAAAGCCUAUACUUUCCAGGCAGUGUCUACGAUGGUCAGUGACAAGGACGUGCCUGUCGUUCUCGUUGCUGGUGCAACGGGCAGAGUCGGGAGGAAGGUUGUCAAUCUUCUGCUGUCAAGAUCGAAGGAUCCCGACGACAAGCUUCCCGAGUUGAAGGUCAAGGCUUUGGCUCGUGACACGGACAAAGCAGCUCGAGUGCUGCCUAGCGAUGAGAACGUUGAAGUUAUCAAGUGCGAUCUUGGUGAUGCGUCAGCUGUUGCCCGAUGCUGCAAGGGCGUUGACGCAGUGAUCUGGUGUGCCACUGGGUUCAGCGAUUCUUCCGAUUCCUCGUUGCUGAACAAGUUGCUCGGCGUAGCGAGGCUGAAGCUGACCCCAAGACAGUCGAUUGAUAUUGCUGGCUUAUCUCAGAUCGGAAAGCUUCUGGAGGGUCAAGCUAGUCAUCCAGAUCUUCCAGGUCCGCGAGUGGUGAUGUGCUCCUCAGCUGCUGUCACACGGCCAACAUGGAAUGAAGAGAAGAAAAUGCGAUAUGAGGGAGCAGCGGAUAUACCCAUCGUACGGCUCAAUCCGCUUGGAAUUCUAGACGUGAAACGGGAUGGUGAGCAGGCCCUACGCAGCUCUGGGGUCAGUUACGCCAUUGUUCGCCCUUGUGGAUUGAAUGACAACUGGCCGAGCGGGCGAGCAGUCUUCAGUCAAGGAGACAUUGCCGUCGGAAGGAUCAAUCGAGAGGAUGUGGCGCAGCUUCUAGUUCAGGUAUUGCUUGAGAAGGAUGCUCAAGGCAAGACCUUCGAGUGUGUGGCUCUGCCAGGUUACCCCUCUCCUAAGUCUUGCAGUCUUCAGCUUGCUCGUCUAAAACUUGACGGAGAUGCGAGCAUAUCAAACAUAGAUGUGCUUGACGCUCAAUAUGCGUUGUUGCAGCAGCUUGUUCCAGGCGAAACCAUGCAGCCGAAUCAGCUUGCGAUGGGACAAACUUACGAGCAGCUAGAUUCAGGGCAGGUUGGACGGCUAGGAAAGAGAGGACAAGAGCGUCCGCCGCUUGCAAGGACUGACUGA